Molecule: messenger RNA, 1599 nt
Organism: Cyprinodon tularosa
Lineage: Eukaryota; Metazoa; Chordata; Actinopteri; Cyprinodontiformes; Cyprinodontidae
Product: SEC14-like protein 2
Exons: 12
Coding region: 78-1292 (404 amino acids)
Cellular component (GO): cytoplasm
Source: RefSeq, a predicted model, not a curated record
UUUUGACUGGUCUACCUGGAUUUACCUCCUCCCACUCUCAUUCACAGCCGCAGCUCUGACAGAACCACAGCUGAGACAUGAGCGGACGAAUCGGAGACCUGAGCCCAAAGCAGGCGGAGAGCCUCACUGAGUUUCGGGAGCGGAUUCAAGAUGUCCUCCACAGCCUCCCGGCUCAGCAUGACCACUACCUCCUCCGCUGGCUUCGCGCUCGUAACUUUAAUGUUCAAAAAGCAGAAAAUAUGAUCAGAAAGCAUGUGGAGUUCAGGAAGCAGAUGAAAGUGGACAACAUCAUAGCCGAUUGGAAACCUCCAGAGGUGAUUGAGAAGUAUGUAUCCGGUGGGAUGUGCGGCUAUGACCGGGAAGGGAGUCCCAUCUGGUACGACGUAAUCGGUCCUCUGGACCCUAAAGGCCUGCUGCUGUCAGCCACCAAACAGGACUUCAUGAAGACGAAGAUCAGACACAUCGAGAUGCUGCAGCGGGAAUGUCGGAGGCAGUCGGAGAAGCUGGGGGAGAACAUCGAGUCCACCACUCUGAUCUAUGACUGCGAAGGACUGGGUCUGAAGCACAUUUGGAAACCUGCUAUUGAGACUUACGGAGAGAUCCUCACCAUGUAUGAAGACAACUAUCCCGAGGGGCUGAAGAGGGUUCUUCUCAUCAAAGCUCCCAAAAUGUUUCCUAUGGCCUACAACCUGAUCAAGCACUUCCUGUGUGAGGAAACCCGACGGAAAAUCAUGGUUUUAGGAAGUAACUGGCAGGAAGUGCUGCGCAAGUACAUCGACCCAGACCAGCUUCCCGUGGUUUACGGAGGAACCUUGACUGACCCUGACGGCGACCCUCGAUGCAGAACCAUGAUCAACUAUGGUGGAACCGUUCCCAAGUCGUACUACGUGCAGGAGUCGGUGAGAGUCCAGUAUGACAGCAGCGCGACCAUCAGCCGCGGGUCUAGCCUACAGCUGGAGUAUGAUGUCACUGCUCCCAGCAGCCUCCUGAGGUGGCAGUUUGCCAGUGAUGGAGCAGACAUCGGCUUUGGAGUGUACCGGCGCUCCAAGGACUGCAAGAGUCAGAAGGUAGCUGAGAUGAUGCAGGUUCUUCCUAGCGAACGCUACAACGCUCACCUGGUGCCUGAAGACAGCUGUCUGACCUGCUCGGAACCUGGAGUCUACGUGUUGUGUUUCGACAACAGCUACAGCAUCCUCCAGUCAAAGAAGGUGAGCUACAACGUGGAGGUUAUCCCUCCUCCGGAGGAACAGGUGCAGCCCCCAUGCAGCAGAGGGGAUGUGAGACUGCAGUGAAGACGGGGACUUCUGUAAGCUUCCCAGCUGUCGACAAGAAAAAUCCUGAGAUUAAACCUCAGCAUCUCUAAGAGCACUGUGUUUAACUUUCUAAUUGGUUGGAUCCUUAAUUGUGGAGCUAAUUUAUACAAGGAUGACAGGACUAAAUGCAGCGCAUUGAAACUGAACUGUUGACUAUAGAGGCAAUAAUAAGGAGUCAAGCUGACAGUUUCUUCAAGCAUAUGUUGUCCAAACAGGAGUAAAGUCAUGUUUGCGGCUUUAAUCGAGUUCUAUUAGCUGGACUGAAGACAAACAAGGCAGGGGUUCC